Trachemys scripta elegans is the source of this 5432-nucleotide messenger RNA. It is a transcript of the gene INTU, whose product is annotated as inturned planar cell polarity protein. The record is from RefSeq and is a predicted model, not a curated record. Lineage: Eukaryota; Metazoa; Chordata; Testudines; Emydidae. Gene Ontology annotation, molecular function: protein binding. Bases 387 to 3341 code for a protein of 984 amino acids. Gene Ontology annotation, cellular component: cilium; cytoplasm. The transcript has 17 exons. Gene Ontology annotation, biological process: nervous system development; vesicle-mediated transport; cilium assembly.
GCAGAUUAGAAGUUUGCCUUGGAGGUUGGAGCAGUAGCCUCAGUAGCAAGCGACUCUCUCCUUCUUCGGAUAGACACUGGGCCCUUCCUCAAAACAUUCAGGAAAGCUCUUGAGUGAGUGCUGGUAUCUGCAGGCAUCGGCUUUUGGGGGAAGGAGGAGAUUCCCCUGCUCUCUGGAGGCGGAAACUGUUCGAGUCAUGUUUUCUUUGGAUCACAGAAGAAUUGCUCGGAGGGAACAUUCACUCCUUCCUCUCUACUUCUCCUGAAAUGACAAGCUUGCUCAUUGCUCUGAAAUAGCUAACCCACCCCGGUGCAGUCACGCAGCUGAUCACUAGCACUCGGGGAGAGGGGCUUGCGUGAAACCUGGCGAGGAGUUCUGUGUCUGCAAUGAAGUGGCCUCUCCUGUGCAACAUGUUCAGCGUUGGCAGGUACAGCAUCCCGAGACCUGUCACCAGGAAUCUGGAGGAUCUGGACUCAGUGCAAAGUAUCCUACUGCACAGCGACCUUGAGCCUGAAUGGUUGGACAGUGUGCAGAAAAAUGGGGAAUUAUUUUAUCUAGAACUGAGUGAAGCUGAAGAAGAAACUCUUCUUCAAGACAGUUCUUCGGAGGUGCCUGCAGUGAAUCAUGUCAGGUUCCGUGACAAUGAAGCUGAGGUAAUUCAAGAGGGACCACGAAAAGAAAGAAAGUAUGAACCCAGACUGAAAAAAAUCACCAAAAUUUUAAAAAAGAAAAGCCUUUUACCAAAGCAUUCUGGUAAGAAAGGAACUGGUGGUAGUUGUGGGCAACCUUCUGGCCCAACCUCCAUACUGAAACACCAAUCCACUCAGAAGGUGGGAGUCAUAGUCCAGCAACGGUACAAAGAUGUAUGUGUUUAUAUAAAUCCAAAAAGACUACCCAACAAUGGAGCAAGGGAAAAACUCAAGCUUCUGGAGGCAUUGGUAGGGAUUGUUCAUCAGUCUUCAUGGAGCAGCAGAAGAGCUGAAAAGCAAGAACAAGACAGAAGCAACAAAGGGAUCAAUGAAGAGAAGCUUGUAGUUCAUGGCUUGGUCCCAGGCAGCUCAGCCAUAAAAACAGGUCAAAUCUUGAUUGGAGAUGCCCUUGUUGCUGUAAAUGAUGUUGAUGUGAAUGCUGAGAAUAUAGAAAGGGUUUUGUCUUGCAUUCCAGGCCCUAUGCAGGUGAAACUUACAUUUGAAACUUCAGUCUUUGAGCAUGAAGGAACAUCUCAACAAAGGUAUAAACAGGCACAGUCCGCUAUGAACAAUCUCGUCAAACUUCUAUGGGGAGAAGAUAAUAUGGACCUUCAGCUGGCUAUCCAAGGCAUGCCUCAUAUUGUUAUGUACCUCACGCUUAAAUUGGACUCUGAAACAUCUAAGGAUGAGCAAGAAAUUCUUUACCAAUACCCCAUAUCAGAAGCAUCCCAAAAGCUGAAAAGUGUGAGAGGAAUAUUUCUCACUCUCUGUGAUAUGCUGGAAAAUGUGACUGGAGCCCACAUUAUCAGCUCAUCCCUUUUUUUAUGUGGGAAACUGGUUCAGGUGGUUUACUGGAAAGAAUCUGACAAGUUGCUUGUGAUUGGCCUUCCUGCGGAAAGUGUGCCUCUUUCUCAGCUAAGGAACAUGAUUACAGAUGUUGUCAGAACCUUAAAAUUUAUGUAUGGUUCUUUGGACAGUGCUUUUUGCCAGGUGGAAAACGUUUCCCGCUUGGAUCAUUUUUUCAACCUGUUCUUCCAGCGAGCAAUUCAGCCUGCCAGACUCAACUCGAACACCAGCCCCAGUGCUCAGCACUAUGAUAGCUGCAGUGCAUUGUUUUUAGACAAUCUCCCAGGGGUACGCUGGCUAACGCUGCCACAAGAAAUCAAGAUGGAAAUUAACACAGCACUGAGUGAUUUGGAAGCAGCUGAUUUUGCAGAGCUGUCUGAAGAUUACUAUGACAUGAGACGGUUGUAUAUGAUUCUGGGCUCUUGUCUCUUCUAUAAGGGCUAUUUGAUUGGCAAUCACUUACCAAAGGAGGAUCUUAUUGAUAUAGCUUUAUAUAGUCGACACUAUUGCCUGUUACCCUUGGCAGCAGAACAGAGGAUUGGUCAGUUAGUGAUAUGGCGAGAAGUAUUUCCACAUCAUCACCUCCAAUCAAGUGAAGCUUCAGGUGUUACAGGAUACAGGGAGCCUAAAGCAAGAUACUUUUUACUAAUAGUUGGUUUGAGACACUUUAUGCUGUGUGUUUUGCUGGAGACAGGGGGCUGCACCUCCAAAGCCAUUGGGAAUCCGGGACCAGAUUGUAUAUACGUUGAUCAGGUCAAAGCAACUAUACUUCAGUUGGAAGGAAUAGAUUCCAGCAUAGAGGAAAGAUUAGAAUCUCCUGCCAUUCCAUGUCUGUCUUGUGCUGACUGGUUCCUUCCUGCAUCACGUGACAAACUGGAAAGCUUUACAACCCCACCCAUCCUCAGUAAACUGCAAAAUACUUCCAAAAUCGCAACCUCUCCAACAAGCAAGAGAACACUCUUCACUGACUCCUCCUUAAGGACACGUAAGCCCAGUCCCUCAAGGAGCAGUGGAGGAUCUGACAAUGGCAGUGAAGGUCCUGAAGAAGGUGGAGGCCUUAACCUACUUGCUACAGUAGAUCAGGUCCGAAAGCACGAACUAAAAGAAUCCCAAGGUUUUGGCGGGUCUGAGGGAAGUGGUAGCUUGUUCAAGGUCACUAAAAAGAAACAUACCCUUCCAAAUCCUUUUCAUUUAGGAAACCUGAAAAAGAAUCUUUCAGAGAAAGAUACAGAACUCUAUAAUGCUGUCAAGUUGACAUCUGGUCCUGAGAACACCCUCUUCCACUAUAUUUCUUUAGAAACAAUGCAAGGAAUCUUUAUUACUCCUACGCACAAAGAAGUACAACAGCUCAGUGGAUCCAUCCACCCUCAGCUAAUCAAGAAUUUUCAUCGUUGCUGUCUUUCAAUUCGCUCCAUUUUCCAGCAGGCUGUGAUGAAAGAAAAAGUGUAUAGCAUGUGCAGUGACGGUUUAAGCUCCCCUCUCCCCCCCGCCCUGCCACUGCGUUUCAACCCUGAUCUGAAGAGACUAUCUCUGAAGAAAAAGAAAAAUGCAGACAGUGGGAGCAAUUCAGAGUCCAGAAAAGCAAGUUCUGACCUCAGUCUAGUGAGAGAACAUGGGGUUUUGUUUGAGUGUUCCCCUGAUAACUGGACUGACCAGAAGAAACCACCACCAACUAUGACUUACUGGGUUGUAGGGAGACUCUUCCUACAUCCAAAACCUCAGGAGUUUUAUGUCUGUUUUCAUGAUUCAGUCACAGAAGUUGCUGUUGAACUGGCUUUUAAACUGUCCUUUGGCUUAGCUACAUAGAUGUGCUUCCUGACUAAACAGCAGUCUUGAACAGUGCUGGAAUCCAUCUAAAGCACUUAAAUAUAACCAGAAAUGGAGUAAAUUGUGAUGCCCUUCUGUGUGUUCUUUUGAAGUGCUUUAAAAAGAUAAAUCUGCCUUGUGAACUAGCUCUGUUAAACACUGAAGUAACACGUUAUUGCUGAUUUACUACAUCAUCAGCUACCUACGGGAGAUGAUGUUUUUGGGAGAAGCAAAAAUAUUAAUUUUAGAUACAGUCAAAUGGAUCAUGAUGAAUAAAAAGAUGGAAUUACUUAUCCUGAGUGUAGCUUUACUACAUAAAACAUUAGCAUAACAUGUACAUUCCAGUAAUGUCCAAUGUCUAAUAUCAAGUGCAAAAUAUUACACUUGAUAUACUGUCUAGAUAUUUGGCAGUCAGCAGUGGAAAAAACAUAACUUUCCCUGGUAAUUAAGCACAUGAAGCUCUGAAGGCAUGAACAAUUUUUACAAUGGUUUUAGUACUCCUCUGUUAAUCAAAAUGAAAGGAAAACCAAAAGCAUCUGGAUUAGGGGCUACAAAACACACAAAAUUAGCAUGUUAUUUUUUUUAUCCAUUGUGAUCUUUCAUACAGCCAAGGGCUAUAAUAAUAUUGAUAUUUUAAUAGAUUUCAUGAAUAGCAUUGUAAAUAACGAAGUACUACAUUUGUUAUAGAGUAAUUUUGAUUGUUAUGAAAGUAUAACCGGUACGAAAAUAUGUGAAAAAAGGCUUUAACUGGUGGUUUUGUUUCUGAAAGCUAGGCACGAACAUAAAUAUUUUUAUAUGAUGUUGAUGCUGUUAUAAUAAAGAAUUUUGUAUAUUUGUAGGGGGAAAACUGUGUGCCUUCUAUAUUUUUUGUACACACUCAUCCAUUUUCUGGUUUGUCACAUUAGGCAAUAUUAGUUUGGUUAGCCUUGUUUUGGUUUACAGUAGGAUAUUUUUCUUCAUAUACCUAUUGACUAUCCUAUAAAAAACAUUCAUAUGAGGCAAAUGGAAACAAAACUCUUGCAAAACCAAGGUGUCUUCUACAAAGUCCAUCUUUCCUACAAACCAUUGGAAGUUUUGUAAUCCACAGGCCUGCUAUUUUCAACAGCUUUCUUAAAAGCUGGUUUUAUUUAGAAUGUAUGUUUUUAGUCCCCGUUUCUCUUUCUCUCUCCCACCCCCCCAACCCUAACACUUGGUGCUGGCUUCUCGGGGACCAUCUCAUCACAUUCCAUGUCAACAGUUGAACUGUUCUUUCUGGUUCUGUCAUCGCUGGUUGCUUUUCUUGGUUUGCCCAGCAAGAGAAUGCAAGCUAUUCAAGUGCAUGAUUAAACUUAAAGUUGCAUUUUAAGCCGUAUGGUUGGAUAACUCAAGCUGAAGAAUGUUGAAGAAAUCAAAGGUAAUUGCAGUCAGCUGUCAUUUUCAAAUAUAUUUCUUGGGUCUUGUCUGCGUGUAAAAAUUGUACCAGUUUAACUAAAUCGAUUCAUAUUAGGCAAGCACUUAUAUGCUGAAAUAAAAGAAGGGAUACAGGUACAAACAGAAGCAUGUCUUUGCUAGAUUCAAGUGAUACUUGUGAAAGUGGCCAUCUUGAAAAUGUUGGUCUUAAUCUCUCUGCAUCUGUGUUCCCCAUCUGCAGAAUGAGGAUCGCCACAGAGAUGUGAUUUGAGGUUUACUUUAUUGUUUGUAAAGUACAUGUACUAUUACUGAUGUGUGUACAGCAUUUUGGAAAGGCAAAAUGCUUCAAAACUACUUUAAAACUACUUAGUGUUAAACUGUAUGAGGGAUUGUUUUGCAGAUGGAAGAAGGAGCUUAGAAAAAAGGAAAACAAUCUUUACUACACUGCUUCCAGUUGAAGAAGCCCCGUUGAUGACAAUCCAUCAAAUUUUUAAAGGUAUUUAGGUACCUAACUCCCAAACCAAUGGGAGAUAGGCACCUAAAUACAUUUAAAAAUCUGGCCGCAUUUGUUGUACUGAAUAAAUUUAAACAUACUCUGUACGGAAACAGAGGGAAAAUUCAAGUAUUAGCUCUGUAAGACAAAUAGUUCCAUAAUUAUUUGCUGGUGUACAAGACUGUGCCUGAGCUAAAUAAAAGUUUAAA